ACAAACAUGAGUUCAUCCCCAGUAUUGGAACCCUCGUCCCCGUCAACCACACCCUCAUCCCCUGCGCUGAAGGCGGACUGCGUGCAAUUCCACACGUCGACACCAAACUACAUUGGAAAGAAGCAGCAUCAACCCCCUCUUCACGUCGUGUUGCCGUCCACUGCACCGGCGACUCCACCUAUUUACGGGGAGCCGACUCUGACGCCGCCGCCUCGGUCACCAGCAGCUACCGUCGCCACACCAGCGUCAGGAGACGGUCGUAACCAUCCGCCUGACGGCACAUCCUCGGAUAAGUCUUCAGAAACAGCCGUCGGUACACCACGCGCGGCAAACACGGCCCUAUCUCGCAAAGAAAGUUACAAAGCACAACGGCAGCACUACAGAAGAGAAAAGAAGAGAGCGGCGUCCGCGCUGCUGCACUCUAUAGAAGAUCCCUCGGUCGUUGUUCUAUCAGAUUGGUUGAAGGUUCGAGGUUCCCUAAAGUCAUGGACGAAGUUGUGGUGUGUCCUGAAGCCAGGGUUACUGCUAUUGUACAAGAGCCCUAAAGCUAAGAGCAGUCACUGGGUGGGCACGGUGCUACUGACGUCGUGCCAAGUGAUAGAGAGGCCGAGCAAGAAGGACGGCUUCUGUUUCAAGUUGUACCACCCUCUGGAGCAGAGCAUCUGGGCACCUAGGGGGCCACACAACGAGACCAUAGGUGCGGUGGUGCAGCCGCUGCCGACGGCGCACCUGAUCUUCCGCGCGCCCUCACAGGCAGCAGGACACUGCUGGCUCGACGGACUCGAGCUGGCCCUGCGCUGCACUAAUGCUAUGCUCAGAUGUUCCCGGUCUCGACCAGAGCAGACCGUGGCAGCGGAGGCGCCCGCUACGCAGACCAUCUCUCAUGAGGAGCUGGAGAUGCACUUCAACGAGCACGAGUUAGCAGGCGCGGCGUCUGAUACCGACAGCGAGGGUUCCAGGGUUGGGCUGCAGGAGCAGACGGCAGACAUGGCGAGCAGGAAGCAUGAUAUCCUAUCAAGGAUCGAGAGGGUCUACGUGGAGGAUCCAGACAGGGAGAUUGGUGUGGCUGGAGAAUUGGUAGAGGAGGUGGCAGAAGAGAAUAAGUCUCUGCUUUGGUUCCUAUUGAAGCAGGUCCGUCCCGGCAUGGACCUCAGCAAAGUGGUGCUGCCCACCUUCAUAUUGGAGCCGAGGUCGUUCCUCGACAAGCUAUCUGAUAAUUAUUACCACGCGGAUUUACUAGGACAAGCCCAAAAUAUAGAAGACCCGUACCAAAGGUUUAAAUGCGUGCUGAGGUGGUACCUCUCGGGGUUGUACCGGAAGCCGAAGGGGUUGAAGAAGCCGUACAACCCGGUGCUGGGGGAAACCUUCAGGUGCUGCUGGAAACAUCGCAACACUGACACUUAUACGUAUUAUAUAGCAGAACAGGUCUCUCACCAUCCGCCUGUCUCAGCCUUCUAUGUCUCCAACAGAAAGGACGGUUAUGUUAUAGAAGGGAGCCUACUAGCUAGAUCUAAGUUUUAUGGUAAUUCAACGUCGGCCAUAUUGGAGGGUUGUGCGAGGGUGCACUUGCUGAGUUGGGGUGAGACGUACGUCACCACCGCGCCCUACGCGCACUGCAAGGGCAUCGUCAUAGGGACACUCAGCAUGGAGCUCGGGGGGAAGGUACACAUAUUAUGUUCGGAUACGGGAUACCAUGCUGAUAUAGAAUUUAAGUUAAGGUCGUUCCUGGGCAGCGCUGAGCAGACAAAUGCAAUAUCCGGACGAAUCAAGAAAGGGAAGGACACAGUUGCCACAAUAGAAGGUUAUUGGGACGGGAAAAUAGACAUAAAAGACAAGAAAACUGGGGAGGAAAGCAACCUUCUAGACGUGGCCUUACUGAAGGACCAGCGAUUGCCGCGGUACCUGAUGACCCUGGACCAUCAGCAAGAGUAUGAAUCGCAGCGGCUCUGGCUGAAGGUGUCUGAAGCCAUCGGAAAUGAUGAUCAGGUGGCUGCAACAGAAGAGAAGACAAUAAUAGAGGAGGCUCAGAGAGCUCGCGCCAGGAACCUGGUGGCUCCAUGGGUGCCCAGAUUCUUCCACAAGGACCUCCACGCGCAGACCCUUGAUGGUAUUGUCGAUCAAGGGUGGAAAUAUAACCACUUAAAUACAACUCCGUGGCAACUGGACGAGGUGGUGGAGUACGAGGAGGAGUUCGUGAUCGGCAGCCUCCCGGGGGGCGGCGCGGGACACGUGUCGCCCCCCGCGCGCCCCCCCCGGCCCCCCUCCGACUCGGACAGCCACGACGGAGCCGCCCCCCGGGCGAAGGCUUCCACACGCACAAUAAAACAGACGCUGCACUCCAUAGACACGGCUCUACGGGACCACACCACGGCCAUAGAGCGUCUAUCCAAAACGGUAGAAGCCAUGGGCGAAACCCAUCGCGCCGCCGCGUUCCGCGCCCAGGCCGUGGGCCGGGCCCCGGGCGCCGCCCACUACUGGGAACUCCUCGGCGGGUUCGUACUCGCUAUUGUACUACAAGCGUUACUCAAUUGGAUAUUCCAUCAAAAAGACUGAACCUAAAUCGCUGUGGCGUUCUCGGUGCCCACACCGCUAUUCCGUGCGGAUAUUGCCGCGUUCAGUACCAGUUACGACCGGAUUGAACCGGUCCGAUCCGGUUAUGUGUCUUAUACGUGUGGUAUUAGUGUUGUUAGUAAUGUUCCCAUGCGAUAUUUUUAUUGUGGAAUUGUAUAUAUUGAAUUGUAAUUUUAUUUUAUUUUUUCUCUUUACUCUGUGGUAUAGAGUGGUCCGUUUGUUUAUGAAUGGUUUGAUAGAUUAUUUUUUAACUGUGUACGGGGUUUUAAUAGAUUUAAAGCUUUAUUUUUCCAAAAAAUACAAAGUUUACAAUUACUUAGUAAAAAUCACGGGAUCUUACCACUAC
Messenger RNA from Achroia grisella, 2917 nucleotides. RefSeq names its product oxysterol-binding protein-related protein 8 (gene Orp8). The record is from RefSeq and is a predicted model, not a curated record. Gene Ontology annotation, cellular component: intracellular membrane-bounded organelle; membrane; cytosol. Bases 7 to 2553 code for a protein of 848 amino acids. The transcript is spliced from 20 exons. Gene Ontology annotation, molecular function: cholesterol binding. Lineage: Eukaryota; Metazoa; Arthropoda; Insecta; Lepidoptera; Pyralidae.